GUUUACGAGCAUCGCCGCUCGAUUGGUAGAAACGAAGAUUUGGAGGGAGCAGAAGGCGAGAUCAAGAUGAGCCGGAGCCUUGGGAUUCCGGUGAAGCUGCUCCAUGAGGCGGCGGGCCACAUCGUGACGGUGGAGCUCAAGAGCGGCGAGCUCUACCGGGGGACCAUGAUCGAGUGCGAGGACAACUGGAACUGCCAGCUCGAGAGCAUCACCUACACCGCCAAGGAUGGCAAAGUAUCACAGCUCGAGCAUGUUUUUAUCCGAGGUAGCAAAGUAAGGUUUAUGGUCAUCCCUGAUAUGUUGAAAAAUGCACCAAUGUUCAAGCGUUUGGAUGCGAGAAUUAAAGGAAAAGGAUCAGCUCUUGGUGUUGGCCGUGGUCGUGCUGUUGCUAUGCGUGCUAGGGUUGAUGCUUUUUUGUUUUUGCCUUUGCAAAAUGUUGGUGUUGGAUAAUGGGGAUCCUUCAGUGCAAUGUUCUCUAAGAUAAGUUGUGGUUAAGUAGUUGGCACAAAAUUUUGUAGCACAAAAACAAUUCAUUUUUUCCUUCCUAAUAUUGUGUUUCUCGUCUGGAAUUAAGAGAGAUAAGUAAAAGAUAAACUAGAUGAUUGAUUUUCUCUAGUUUAUUCGAAAGAACAUAGAGAAGAGAAAGGAAUUUAACUCCGUGCAUUUUCUCUAUUUCAUUUUGGCCUUCAUCGGUUGGAAAUGAUUGAAAUGAAAACUUCAAUUCUCACAAACACUAAUAAUUGAGUUUUCUUCCAUCACCCUUCUUUUGAAACACUUUUUAUAAUUGCUGUUCUAAUUUAGGUCAUCUUUUCUUUUUGUUCUGUUUUACAUUCUUUGUGCUAUUUGUUAUUUUCACCCUACUCUUCCUUUCCAAUCAUCAUGAUAUUAUUUGUUUGUUGCAACCAGUAUAUCUUUGCACUGCAAUAACUUAUUGCCCCGUAAUAAUUCAUCAUCUUCUGGUUUCUUUUACUUAUUUUCUCAUUGCCGCUAUCAAAGAUGCGAACAUGUUACAAGAUGAAACCAACAUAGUAAAAGAUGGCAUUUAUGUUUGACUCUGAUAGUUGAAAAUUUGAACAAAAUUGUUGUUGUCAUUAUGUGUUAUUGUGGCUUUUGACUACCUUGGUUUAAUGUUUUUGAUCUUUUCUGGUCUUGAUUGCUCAUGAUUUGCCAAACAAAAAAAAAAAAAAGUAGCUUCUGAUACCCAAAUUACUGAAUUGCAUUUGCUUAAGUUUUGUUCAAUGCAUCAGUGAUUCAAGAUUCAGUUGUCAUUUUACUCACUCCAUCACUCAUUUUCAAGAAUAAACUUUGGCCU
Messenger RNA from Zingiber officinale, 1312 nucleotides. Its product is annotated as small nuclear ribonucleoprotein SmD3b-like. Gene Ontology annotation, cellular component: SMN-Sm protein complex; U2 snRNP; pICln-Sm protein complex. Lineage: Eukaryota; Viridiplantae; Streptophyta; Magnoliopsida; Zingiberales; Zingiberaceae. The record is from RefSeq and is a predicted model, not a curated record. Gene Ontology annotation, biological process: spliceosomal snRNP assembly; RNA processing. Gene Ontology annotation, molecular function: RNA binding. Bases 67 to 450 code for a protein of 127 amino acids. The transcript is spliced from 5 exons.